Messenger RNA from Cynocephalus volans (Philippine flying lemur), 2711 nucleotides. It is a transcript of the gene RNF220, whose product is annotated as ring finger protein 220. Gene Ontology annotation, molecular function: metal ion binding; ubiquitin protein ligase activity. The transcript is spliced from 14 exons. NCBI's taxonomy places the organism in Eukaryota, Metazoa, Chordata, Mammalia, Dermoptera, Cynocephalidae. The coding region runs from base 1 to 1779 and encodes 592 amino acids. The record is from RefSeq and is a predicted model, not a curated record. Gene Ontology annotation, biological process: protein ubiquitination.
AUGGACUUACACCGGGCAGCCUUCAAGAUGGAGAACUCAUCCUACCUUCCCAACCCUCUGGCAUCCCCAGCACUGAUGGUCCUGGCAUCCACAGCUGAGGCCAGUCGUGAUGCUUCCAUCCCUUGCCAGCAGCCACGACCCUUUGGUGUACCUGUCUCAGUAGACAAGGACGUGCAUAUUCCAUUCACCAACGGUUCCUACACCUUUGCCUCUAUGUACCAUCGGCAAGGUGGGGUGCCAGGCACUUUUGCCAAUCGUGAUUUCCCCCCUUCUUUACUACACCUCCACCCUCAGUUUGCUCCCCCAAACCUAGAUUGCACCCCAAUCAGUAUGCUGAAUCACAGUGGCGUGGGGGCUUUCCGUCCCUUUGCUUCCACUGAGGACCGGGAGAGCUAUCAGUCAGCUUUUACUCCAGCCAAGCGACUUAAGAACUGCCAUGACACAGAGUCUCCCCACUUGCGCUUCUCAGAUGCGGAUGGCAAGGAAUAUGACUUUGGGACACAGCUGCCAUCUAGCUCCCCCGGUUCACUUAAGGUUGAUGACACUGGGAAGAAGAUUUUUGCCGUCUCUGGCCUCAUUUCUGAUCGGGAAGCCUCAUCUAGCCCAGAGGAUCGGAAUGACAGAUGUAAGAAGAAAGCAGCAGCACUGUUUGACAGCCAGGCCCCUAUUUGCCCCAUCUGCCAGGUCCUGCUGAGGCCCAGCGAGUUGCAGGAGCAUAUGGAGCAGGAACUGGAACAGCUGGCCCAACUGCCCUCGAGCAAGAAUUCCCUUCUGAAGGAUGCCAUGGCUCCAGGCACCCCCAAGUCCCUCCUGUUGUCUGCUUCCAUUAAGAGGGAAGGAGAGUCUCCGACAGCAUCACCACACUCAUCUGCCACUGACGACCUGCACCACUCAGACAGAUACCAGACCUUCCUGCGAGUGCGAGCCAACCGGCAGACCCGACUGAAUGCUCGGAUUGGGAAAAUGAAACGGAGGAAGCAAGAUGAAGGGCAGGUAUGUCCCCUGUGCAACCGCCCCCUGGCAGGAUCGGAGCAGGAGAUGAGUAGGCAUGUGGAGCAUUGCCUUUCUAAGAGGGAAGGCUCCUGCAUGGCUGAAGAUGAUGCCGUGGACAUCGAGCAUGAGAACACCAAUCGCUUUGAGGAGUAUGAGUGGUGUGGGCAGAAGCGGAUACGGGCCACCACUCUCCUGGAAGGUGGCUUUCGAGGCUCUGGUUUCGUCAUGUGCAGCGGCAAAGAGAACCCGGACAGUGAUGCUGACUUGGAUGUGGAUGGGGAUGAUACUCUGGAGUAUGGGAAGCCACAAUACACAGAAGCUGAUGUCAUCCCCUGUACAGGCGAGGAGCCUGGUGAAGCCAAGGAGAGAGAGGCACUCCGAGGCGCAGUCCUAAACGGUGGCCCUCCCAGCACGCGCAUCACUCCUGAAUUCUCUAAAUGGGCGAGUGAUGAGAUGCCAUCCACGAGCAAUGGUGAAAGCAGCAAGCAGGAGGCCAUGCAGAAGACCUGCAAGAAUAGUGACAUCGAGAAAAUCACCGAAGAUUCAGCUGUGACCACGUUUGAGGCCCUGAAGGCUCGGGUCAGGGAGCUUGAACGGCAGCUAUCUCGUGGGGACCGUUACAAAUGCCUCAUCUGCAUGGACUCAUACUCGAUGCCCCUAACGUCCAUCCAGUGUUGGCACGUGCACUGUGAGGAGUGCUGGCUGCGGACCCUGGGUGCCAAGAAGCUCUGCCCUCAGUGCAACACGAUCACAGCGCCUGGAGACCUGCGGAGGAUCUACUUGUGAGCUAGCUACCCAGGCAGGACUUGCCUCAACCAGCCCCACCUGCCCCCAGCCUCUGUGACAGUGACACUCUCCCCUUGUACAUACUUGCACACAGGUUCCCCGUGUACAUACAUGCACAUACUCACACACAUGCACACACGCACAUACACACAGGACUCUGGAGCCAGAGUGGAGGCUGAGGCCCAGGACCUGCCUCCUAGCUCCCACCAGGUUUGGGGACACCUAUUCCAACCUUUGUUCCCAGAGUGGGGCAGGGAGGUGGGGGUGGGAGGAGUAACGGGGCAAGGCUCCUGAGAUCCAGCCCCCUGACAGACAGACAGACAGACAUGCAAACACCAGACUGAAGCACAUGUAAUAUAGACCAUGUAUGUUUACAAUGUUGUGUAUAAAUGGAACAACUCCUUGCCCUCCGCCCCAUCCACUUCCCCUUUGGUUGUAUGAUUUUCUUUUUUUUAAGAACCCCUGGAAGCAAUGCCUCCUUCAGGGCUGACUGGGGGCUCGGCCCGUCCGCCUCUGGGGGUGCCUGCCUCUUCCCUCUCCCAUGGCGUCCCUUCCCUCUCCCAUGUGCUCGGUGUUCAGUGGUGUAUAUUUCUUCUCCCAGACAUGGGGCACAUGCCCCGAGGGACAUGGUCCUCUCCUUAGUCUUAGCUCAUGGGGCUCUUUAUAAAGAGUCGGGGGAGGGGGGACAGGAAAUGGGAACCGAGCUGAAGCAGAGGCUGUGACUGGGGCUGGAGGAGGGUGCUCCUGGCUACUCAGCCUUCUGCUGAGAACCAUUCCUGGGAUCAGAGCUGCUGUUCCAGGGAAGAAGUGUUGUCUCCCCCGCCCCUUUCGUGGGCCCCAUGGUGUGAUGCUGUGUCUGUAUAUUCUAUACAAAGGUACUUGUCCUUUCCGUUUGUAAACUACAUUUGACAUGGAUUAAACCAAUAUAAACA